This is a messenger RNA of Rotaria sp. Silwood2, 1164 nucleotides long. NCBI's taxonomy places the organism in Eukaryota, Metazoa, Rotifera, Eurotatoria, Philodinida, Philodinidae. The record is from the annotation of a GenBank genome assembly.
AUGUUAAUUUAUUUCAGUGAAAACUAUCCAAAAGAUACACGUUGUAUGACUAAUCUCAACUACGCUAAAUCAAUCAGAAAAAAAAUCAUUCCAACUGCCGCAAUGAACAAUGUUCUCCAGGAUACAGAAGACAAUUCUUGGCUGAAUUCAGUCAAAAACACUCAAUUAUUCUACGAUAUAUUCGAUACGGAAAUAGAGGUUGAGUUUACUGGUAAUUUUGAUUUGGAAUAUGAUAAAUUAUUAUCAAUACUAUUAUGUCAUACAAAACCUGGUGUGACUGGUCAAUUUUAUUCUCAAACACCCAUAGUAUCAGUAGUAAACCAAACGGAUACAACUUACGAACAAGCUGCAUUUGGUCAUGUAUCAAUGAAAUUGCAACAAGUAACUGAUGAACAACAAAAAGAACGUGAAAAGACUUACAAGAAACAACUAAAAAAACAAAUAGAAAAUGAAAAGAUUCCAAGCGAUGAAAUAGAUAUUUUGGUUGGAGGUUUGACACUCGUUGUCGAUGAUUUAGAGGCAAUUUUGAGAGGAGAAAAUCCAGAUGAUUAUAUGAACCCAAAUGAUGAUAAAUAUACAAUCAAACAAAGUACUAAUAAAUAUUCAAAAAAAUGCGCAGAUGACUUUUUGGAUUGUGUCAAACGCUGGCUACAGAGAGCACCAAAUGUUAUAAAGAAAAAUAUCGUACCGUUCACUCCUACUGGUGACAUCAAUGAUGCUCGAUUGAAAAUUUAUCGAUCAACUGAUUAUGACUGGUGGAAACAUGAUUAUGAAACAUUUGAUAAUUUAUCAACGAAAGAUUAUUUUUCCAUACCAUCUUUAAAUCCAGGUUCUUGGUUUACAACUGAGCAAGCACACGAUUGUUUUCAACUAUUGAUUAAAACUGAUAAACAAGCAAAUCUAAUUGAUACAAAACUUGAGACAAAUGAAACAGCUUGGGAUACCGUUUCUAUCAGUGAGGUAAAUAAUGAAAAUGCUACGAAUGAUGAUGAUGAUAUUGAUGAUCAAUGGAAAACUCCAGAAGAAAUAAAAAAGAUCCAGGAACUUGAUGAUCCUAACCGUCAAUGGAAACGAAAGAAACAUGUUACAGAAGUCUUUAUGAAACAAAAAAUACGAAAUAUCAUCGAGUUUCAACAAUUUUGUAAUAGUCAAGCUAAUUUGUAA